UCGCGUUCUAAGACACUCCGAUCCUCUCGACGAUGAUCCUCUCUCCUGAUCAGUUCCCCAGUGUCCAGCGGUUUAGCUACCUUUUAGGUUAUGCUCCGAUCGGGUUGACCCCGAUUCCCAUCCCCGGACGGUCCAGCGUUGUUUACCAAGCGUUCCAAAGGACGUGCGCUCGAGGACCAACCGGACACCGAUCCUCCGUGGUUCUUCGGGUCGUUCGUCGGCGUUUUCGUCGAACCUGCUCGGAGAUCGUCCGGUUCCUCGGCUACUCGUUCCUCGUCCUUUCCCCGAUCGGUUACCUGAAAAUGAUUGAAUCAGGUCAGUGUUUUCGACCAUAAGUUGCGCCCGCGUCUGCGCCCUGCCCGCCGUGCGCCUCCCUGUUGAAAACUAGGGACAACCCAAACACGAUACUCUUCUUCUGUUCCGCGACGCGUUUGUACUCGCGUGCCGGACCCGUUAACCUCGAUAAUCGACCGAUCGCCGCCCUCGGUUCCCCUUGAACGUCCGACGCGUUUCACGCCUCCGGACAGAGUUCCUUUCAGGGACGUUCCCCUCUCGCGAGGAUCGUCGAUUUCGUAGAGGAUGGAAGAAUCUUUGGGUUCCUCGUUGACCGACUCGGGACACCGGUUUUCGUCCUGCUCCAGUUUCCUGGAGACAUUCGAGACCCGGCCGCGCCUCUCGGAACGGCUAACGGGAAUCCUCUCGAGACCCGGCAACCCUUCCUUGACGUCAUUCGCGCGCGGUUGUCGCGGAAAAUAGCCGCGUUUGAGAAAAAGGGAGAGGAAAAAAAGAGCGACAACACAAACUGGCGCAAGGAUGUAUGGGUAUUCGAUAAUAAUUCUCUCCCCAGGGGCGGCGGGCGCCUUUGUUUAUAGUACGUUCUACUUGGUUAUCGCAUAUAUAAAACGCGCUGGGGUAAAUUACUUGCCUGUUGACCCGGCGCGCAGACACUCCGGUUCGCUUAACAUCUAGGCGAUAAGCAUUCUCCAACGCGGCGGCGGCGGCGGCUGCGACGCCAGUGGCUCGACAGUUUUACGGUUUCUUUACACGCAAUUACGCCUCGUUUCGACCUGUCUCAUUGAUAGACUCCUCUUCUGCGGGCUGCCCGGUGUUUGCCAGCUCCGUUGCCUUAUGGAAUUUCGCGAGGGAUGCGGAUUCGGGGAACCGGUCGUGGAAGGAUCCGAGCAACGCGACCCGCGAGACAUUACCGAACACGUACUAAGUAUUUCGAGCGAGGAUCCCGAGUUACGGAGCAAGAGACCUUUCAAGAUAUGGGACAGCUGGCGCAACGUUAGGAAGGGGCUGGUCGUCAGUAACUUCGAGGAGCUGAUACACAGGGGCAAGGAGAAACUGGGUGUCCCGCAGAACGAGAACGUGUCGCUGGUGCUCGAGUCCGACGGGACGCAGGUCGAAGACGGCGAGUACUUCAAGACACUAGCGAACAACACGAUCCUGCUGUUGCUGAGGCAUGGUGAACGUUGGUGCCCGACUGGUGUCGAUAUCAUACGCGCCGCGAUUUCAGCGAUCCCGAAAAUAGUCUGCGAGACGAUCCACGCCCUGGAGCUGCACGAUGAGACGCCGUCGUGGAAGAUCAUGGACAAUAAGGGGCGGGUCACCGUGGUGCUGCACUGGGACCAGCGUUCCUCCGCGUCGUCGCAGGUGCAGCAGCAGCAGAAGGGUCCUGACGCCGGCAGCUCGAAGUACUCGCCCACCAAGAAGGCCGACCUGAGUGGCGCGCAGCGGCCGUCGCUGGUGAUCCAGACGAGCCUGGACAAGCUGAACUACGGCGCGAAGCCGGGACACCUAUCCGGCGAGCUCGGCCCCAGCCGCUACGCCAGCCCCCAAAUUACUGUGAUAAAUCAUGACGACAUGCAGCAGCAGCAGCAGCCGCAGCAGCAGCCGCACGGGAUGCCCGGCCGCCUGGUGAAGCAGGGCACGAACUCGUUCGACAGCACCACCAUCCAUAUCCACACGCCCGAGUGUUCGAAUCACAUCCACCAGCCGGUGGUGAGGAACGGUAGCCCGGUGAACGGCGCGGACAGCGGGGCGAGCGGCGAGUGCGACUUCCAUUGCUGCGCCCUGCACGAGGAGGGCCGCCGGAUCGCGGUGCACAAAUCGGUGGCCACCUCGCCGAUCCAGGACGCCCAACAUCAGCAGUACCAGCAGCAGCAGCAGCACCAUCAUCCUCACCAGCAGCAGCAGCAGCAGCAACAGCAGCAGACGCAAACGCAGACACCGUCGCCGCAGCCUCCGUCUUCUUUGUCGGACGGCACCAGGCGACCCGGCCUGGUCAAAGGCCACGUGCGUUUCUGCGACACCGCGGACGACGACUCGGGAGGGUCCCGACUGGCCGGGAACUCGUCCACGGCGGGAUUCCACAUGAGACAUCAUCACAACCAUCAUCAUCAGGAGCACGACAGCUCCGAGUCGGAGACCGAGAACACGAUCAUGGAAGACGAGAUCGUCACCUCGGAGAAGUUUUUACUGCUCAUCGAUCAGCUCACCGUAGACCAGAAACACUUAAGCAUCAAGGACAUCGGUAUCAUACUGGAACGGCUCAGCUCGAAGAUCGUCGACGUGGAGCGGUUGGACCGCGAGAGCGAGAGCGAGGAGUGUUACAACUGGACGAUCAAGGCGAUCAUCAAGGGGGACGUGCUGAGGGAGCUCGGCGUCAUCUACAACGGGAACUACUACGCGAUCUCCGAGCAUCCCGGCUACAAGGAGGAGUCCGAGGAGAAUAACGAGGAUAACGAGGAGGAGGAGGAGGAUAGACUUUAAUAUGAUGCUGUUUCGCUAGAUAGAUAGAUAGAUAGAUAGAUAGAUAGAUAGAUAGGUAGAUAGUUAGGUAGAUAGAUAGAUAGUUAGGUAGAUAGAUAGAUUAUACACCUAUUAAUGGUUAUUAUUACAAAUCUAGUACGUACUCGAGCUGCGGGGGUGAAAGAGAGAGAGUGAGAGUAAGAGAGAGAGAGAGUAAGAGAGAGUGAGAGUAAGAGUGAGAGAAAGAGAGAGAGAGAGAGAGAGGGGGGUUCGAUGGAUUUCGCGGGAUCGUUUCGAUUGGGUAGGCGAGGAGAGGUAGAGGGAAUCGCGCGGAGCAGCGAAACGUGAUUUUUUUCAAAAUGUUUUCAUAAUAAAACGAAACGCGAGGACGGGACGCAUCGAGGCGGGGCCGGAAAAACGAGGAAAAAAAAUAAUAAUAUGAGAAAAUCGUACGAUACCUUAUAAACUUAGCUCUAAAGACGGUUGUUGAAGUAUGUACUUAUUAAAUAGUAUGUAUACUUGUAGGAAACGUUUUUUGGGAUUACGGACAUUGAUUCCGUAACCGUCCACAACACUGCCCUAUCUAAAAAAAAAUGAAAGAAAGAAACAGAAAAGAUAAGAAGAACGAAGAGAGACUUAGAGACAAACGCGCAGCCAGAAACGAAGAUCACUCGAGAGGAGAAACGGGAUACGAGAGAAAUAAAGAGGGAAAUAAGUCUUCCCGAUCGACGAAGGAGACGCUGAACGAAGAGAAGAGAUUCGAUGAUCGCCGAUAGAUCCUCCUGGAAUUCUCUUCGGAACGAAAUGAUUCCUGCGAGCCGAUCGCCGAGACUGCUCUCUCGAUGAGCCGACGGUUCACCGUUCUAAACAGUUCUACAUCCGUAAACGGCGAGUAACGAGGUUCGGUAGCCGCUGAGAUUCGAACCAUUCGAAGAUAGGUACUUUUUCGACGAUUCGUUUCGAGAGAGAGAGGUCGAAAGAGAGGAGAUCGCCGGGAGAGAAGAGAAACGCAGACACUCACACGCAUUCUACACAGGCAGCACACGAGACGAGAAGCUGGAGGGGGCAGGGAGGGAGGCUCGUUCGGGUUUACGUUGGCGGGUCUACGCCACGAUAAGUGAUAUACCGAUGAUACAUACGUAUAUAAGGGAAUCGGGAGGCGCGCGGACCGGCCGGGUCCGCGAAACUUUGCAAUUUUAAUAUAUUUCUAUUGUAAGUAUAUUUGAACACUGCGAGGACACGACGGGGGAAACUAUUCGGCGAAACGUACGUAGCGAUUUGUCUUUGUCGUCGUCGUCGUCGUCGUCGUCGUUUGUAGUCGUGCGGAAGCGAAACACACUUUAUACAUAACAAUAUUAAAAAAUAUAUAUAUAUAAAUAUAUAUAUACAUAAAGA
Nomia melanderi (Alkali bee) is the source of this 4149-nucleotide messenger RNA. The record is from RefSeq and is a predicted model, not a curated record. NCBI's taxonomy places the organism in Eukaryota, Metazoa, Arthropoda, Insecta, Hymenoptera, Halictidae.